GCCGCUUAGCGCCGCUGCGGCAGACUAGCUUUCGGAGCCUGGCAGCCGUGGAUAUUGAUGCAAUGACAGACUUUGAAAAGAACCUUCAUCGGCACACGAUUUCCCAGUUGCACAAUUCUGCUGCUGUUGGAGAUGCAGUCAAACUGAAAACAUUGCUCAGCAUUUAUCCAUCACUCAUCAAUGCCACUGCAGAUAAUGGCUGGACAGCCCUGAUGUAUGGUGCCAGAAACGGACACCUUGAGGUCAUACAGAUUCUUCUUGCAGAAGGGUGUGACAGGACCAUUGUUAAUAAAUCAAGGCAGACAGCUCUAGACAUUGCUAAAUUUUGGGGGUACAAGCACGUAGCUAAUUUGUUGGCUAAUGUGAAGGGUGGGCAGAAGCCUACUUUUCUGUCAAAUGAAGCAGAGGAAUAUGAAAAUUAUUUUGCCUUGACACUUCUGGACAGAAGGAGUGAUAAAAGAACAGAUACCAAGUGGCUAAGCAAAAAACAAAGCCAUCCAACUACAGUGUACAUUCUCUUCUCAAAUCUAAGUCCUUUGGUGACUUUGGGUGGGGGAGCUGAGAGCUCUCAGCAGUCAAAAGUAAAGCUUUGCAGGCUAUGCCACAAGGAUGUGGAGCAGUACAUGAACCAAACUGAAGAUACAACCUUGAUUUUUCUGGGAGUUGAACUUCAGUUCCCCAUGAGCCUGCUGGCUGCUUGCAAUGGAAGAAUUCUGCAAGAGGAUGAAGAGGAUGGAUUAGUUGCUUGGUUUGCUCUUAGCAUAGAUUCUGCUUCAGCUGAAGAAUUUAAACAGAAGCAUGAGGACACUUAUUUUCUUCACCCACCAAUGCCAGCACUGCUGCAGCUACCUGAAAGAGAAGCUGGAGUAGUAGCCCAGGCUAGGUCUGUUCUAGCAUGGCACAGCCGCUACCGAUUCUGCCCAACAUGUGGAAGUGCAACCAAGACUGAAGAAGCAGGUUACAAGAAAACUUGUUUAAAAGAAGAUUGUCCCAGUCUCCAAGGUGUUCACAACACAUCAUAUCCAAGAGUUGAUCCUGUUGUAAUAAUGCAAGUCAUCCAUCCAGAUGGCAACCACUGCCUUUUAGGCAGGCAGAAGAGGUUUCCCCCAGGAAUGUUUACCUGCCUUGCUGGAUUUGUAGAACCUGGUGAAACAAUAGAAGAUGCUGUCCGAAGAGAAGUAGAAGAGGAGGCUGGAGUCAAAAUUGGCCAUGUUCAGUAUGUCUCUUGUCAGCCGUGGCCAAUGCCCUCGUCCUUAAUGAUUGGCUGCUUAGCUGUUGCAGUGUCUACAGAAAUUAAAGUUGACAAGAAUGAAAUAGAGGAUGCCCGCUGGUUCACUAGAGAACAGGUUGUGGAAGUACUUGUCAAAGGAAACCAGCGGUCAUUCUUUGUACCACCAAGUCAAGCUAUUGCGCACCAGUUGAUAAAACAUUGGAUUGGAAUGAAUGCUAAUCUUUAAUUCUAAUAGGUGAUUUAUUGCUGGUAUGUUCUGAAUGUUCGAUUUGGCCUUUUCUGUCCUCCACUGGAAUGAGUCGCAGCAUUACA
Melopsittacus undulatus (budgerigar) is the source of this 1543-nucleotide messenger RNA. Its product is annotated as peroxisomal NADH pyrophosphatase NUDT12-like. Lineage: Eukaryota; Metazoa; Chordata; Aves; Psittaciformes; Psittaculidae. Gene Ontology annotation, cellular component: cytosol; peroxisome. The record is from RefSeq and is a predicted model, not a curated record. Gene Ontology annotation, biological process: NADP+ catabolic process; NAD+ catabolic process. Gene Ontology annotation, molecular function: metal ion binding; protein binding; NADH pyrophosphatase activity.